Messenger RNA from Plasmodium berghei ANKA, 1434 nucleotides. RefSeq names its product conserved protein, unknown function. The transcript is spliced from 3 exons. Bases 1 to 1434 code for a protein of 477 amino acids. The record is from RefSeq and is a predicted model, not a curated record. Lineage: Eukaryota; Apicomplexa; Aconoidasida; Haemosporida; Plasmodiidae.
AUGAAUGGUAAAAACAAUAAUGAAUUAGAAACGAAUAGUAAUGAUAAUGAAGCAAGGGGAAGAGACGUAAAUUUAGAUGAAAAUAAAGAUACUAUAUAUUCAGAAAAUGAAACUAAUAAUAAUAUAGAACAAAAAAAUGUCGAAGAAAAAAAAGAAAGUUCGUCUUUGUUCUCAAAAUAUUAUAGUAAACUUGUAAAUAUAAAUGAUAACACAAAAGAUAAUGAUACAACUUUUAAUCACGAAAACAAAGAAAGUACUUACUAUACUUUUAAUAAAAAUAACGAAAAUAGCGAAAAUAACGAAAAUGAAUAUAUUAGUAAGGAUAUAAACCUCGAUGAGGAAAAUAUUUCGAAAGAUCAUUUCAAUGAAAGUUUACAAAAUAUUAUUAAUUUUAAUAAAAAAAAUGUAGAUUUGGAUUUAUGCAGAGGUGAAAUAUACUUAACAAAUAAUGAACUAUUUUAUAUAUCCUAUUUGGUUAUGAAUAAUCAUUUUCGAUUUUCCCCAAUUGAAGAUCAAAAAAAAAAGAAAAAAAGAGAUAUUGUUAAUUCAGAAGAAUUAAUAAUCGAUUCAAAACGAAAAAAAAGUGAUAAUACAAAUGAUUAUUAUAAAAUAGACGAUAAAAGUGAAAUCGAUUUAUUAAAAUUAUCCCAAGAAAAUAAUAGUGUGCAUGAAAAGGAAGACGAGUUAACAGGAAAUGGAGGGAUGUACGAUAAUGAUAGUAAUUCAUGGAGUAAUAAAUAUUCUGAACAUGAAAUUAGCUUUAAAAAAAAACAACAAAUUGAUAUAUGUAAUGAAAUAUUAAAUCAUUUACAAAGUAAAUAUUAUGAACAAAUUUUAAAUAUUGAAAAUAAUUUUAAAAAUUUAGAAAAUAAAAUUGAAGAUAAUAAUUUUUUCAAUUUUAAUUGUAUAAUGGAAAAAUUGAGAAAUAAAAAAUACGAUAACAUUUUAUUAAUUUUCGAUGAUAUACAUAUGUAUCUUAAUAACUUAUUAUUUUUAUCAAAACCUUCAAGUUAUAUAUGGAUGAAAUUACACGAACUGCUCAACCAAGUAGCAAAUACAUUAUUAAAUAUACAUCAAAUGAAAAGAGAAGCAUUUAACGAAAUUGAUUAUAAUUUCCAAGAUGAUAAUAAUGAAAAAAAGGAUAUUAUAGGAAGUCAAACAAUAGAGCAAUCAAUAAAUGAGGAGGAAAAAUUGUCCUUUCAACUGCUUCUCGGAAAAUUACACCAAGACAUCCAUUUUGAGCUAUUUCGAAAAUUCAAAAGCAAAGCUGUUUGGAAAACCCUGGAAAGCGGUGAAAUAGAAUUAGAUGAUAAAUUAACAAAGGCCGAUGUAUUUAGAGAAAUGUAUAAUUGGUGUAAGUUACAACUCGAUUUAAAGGACAAACGAAGUGAAAUAUCCGAAUCUGAGAGUGACUCUUCAAAAGAUUCAUAUUAA